ACAGUUGGUAACUCGUUUUCAGAACCCGACUACGCUUGGUAAUCAGUCGGGACAGUCGACUGGACACUAGAGGCUGCAUACAGCCGGGUUAACGUUAAGUUAAGAUGCAACCACAAAGAGAGCAGUCACAGGAAAGUAAGUUCCAGAACUGGCACCAGGUGGCGUUGGGUAUUUCUACGACUACCCAUGGAAUGGUGGAUUGUUUGAAAGACACCUUGACACAUCUUCACUGUAGCAUCAAGCAAGGCCCCUGUGCAGGGCUGGAAAAGUGUAGUGACAGCUGCAGCAAACGUACUGGGUCCCUGUCACAGUGGUGCCCUACCUGUACGGAAUGGCGUAAUCAGAUCAUGAGACACCACAGAUACAGCCUCCAGGAGGAUAAGAUACAAUGGAACAAGUUUGACUCCUCUGAGUGGCCGGAGCGUGUGAACGAGAUGGUCAAGGUGUAUGGACCGGUCUGGUGGAUGGGCAAACCCCUGUAUACCUCAGACCUAGCUGUGGCCAUCUGCAUACUACAUAACUGCUGUGCGUUCAGCAUCCCUCCAGAAGUGUGCCAGGCAGUGCGGGGCUUAAGGAAGGGCUAUUUCGCCCAGGGAAGAUUACAAGUGAAUACACUAGAAAAAGACAUGGCCUUAAAGACACUUAUGCAGUUAUUGGAAUCACCUGAUGUAUCCAAAACUAGAUCUGGCACCAAAGCGCUAAAUCUCACGAUUCAUUUCACCAAGAUCCCAAACACUACUGUACGGUAACUGUACCAAGACAAGAGAUAUAUUUCAUGUAAAACAGUAUGGUAACAGGGACUAAAUGUCUGGUAACAGGGACAAAAACAGGAGACAUGAUGCUAUAACAAGCUUGUAUUACACUGACAUUGUUUUAAUAUUUAAUGUAAGAAUACACCACGAUUUAUUUGGUGAUAUCAGCAUCAAACAAAGAGAAUAAAUAGGGAUUUAUAUGGUUAGCAAUAGGCCCAUGGGCCUUAACGGUCACCUAAGUCCUACAGUAUU
Molecule: messenger RNA, 1004 nt
Organism: Mizuhopecten yessoensis (Yesso scallop)
Lineage: Eukaryota; Metazoa; Mollusca; Bivalvia; Pectinida; Pectinidae
Exons: 2
Coding region: 105-749 (214 amino acids)
Source: RefSeq, a predicted model, not a curated record